Messenger RNA from Rhododendron vialii, 1116 nucleotides. Its product is annotated as protein FAR-RED IMPAIRED RESPONSE 1-like. The transcript is spliced from 6 exons. Gene Ontology annotation, biological process: regulation of DNA-templated transcription. NCBI's taxonomy places the organism in Eukaryota, Viridiplantae, Streptophyta, Magnoliopsida, Ericales, Ericaceae. The coding region runs from base 1 to 1116 and encodes 371 amino acids. The record is from RefSeq and is a predicted model, not a curated record.
AUGGAUUUGGAAUCCGUUGGUUAUGAGCGAACCACCUCCGUACCGCUGGUUCAUUCGGCUGAGGAAUUAGACCAUUUGGAGAGAAACACAAAGAAAAUAAAGAGCAAUAACUUGAAUCCCCUAAAUGGUUCCAUUGUUCCAGAGACCCAAAAUCCAAGCGAUAUCGAGAUGGAAACUUCACAACCAGAAAACCCCAAAAGCGAGGAGAAGCCUAAUCCUUUGAACAAUAGGAGAUCUUUCAAGACGGCCCUGGUCCAUGCAACAUUGGAGAAAUUGGAAUCUCCUCCGAAAAGAACCACACGGAGGAGGUUAUCCAUAAGUAGCUCACAAUUUGAUAAAAUGGAAGAACAAGAUCGAACCAAUGUUGAUCCAACCCCCUUGUUUUCAGCACCACCACCGAGCGGUAACACCGUCACCAUCCCAACCGUGUCAAUUAUCUAUGAAUUUUUGUCAAGAAAUUUACACUCCGCAAGCGGAGGUAUUGAAAAUGUUGAAUUUUUAGCACAAGAUCUUUAUAAUGAUAAAAGAGAUAGAAAGAAUAUGUCAUAUCAAUAUUUUGGAGACGUGGUAGUUUUUGAUACUACGUACUACACAAACAAAUAUUAUUUGAUAUUUGCACCUAUAUUGGGGGUCAACCACCAUAGGCAGACGACACUUCUUGGUUGUGCGUUCUUGAGUGAUGAAAAAACUGAUUCGUUUGUGUGGCUCUUCAAUGAAUGGUUAAAAGCGAUGCCAGGUGGACCACCCAAAAUGAUCAUAACUGAUCAAGAUCCGGCGAUGACAAAAGCAAUUGCUUCUGCUCUUCCAAAUACAUUUCAUCGAUAUUGUAUUUGGCACAUUGUGAGCAAAUAUUCUGAAAAAAUGGGUGUACUGUCAUAUAAGGAACAUUAUGAUAAGUUGAAGAAUUGUAUAUGGAAUUCUGGAACACCUGGAGAGUUCGAUGCAAGAUGGGCAAUUAUUGUAGAAAACUCUAAGUUGUCUAGUAAUAAAUGGUUGCAGAACAUGUAUAAAAUUCGUGAUAGAUGGGUUCCCGCAUAUACGAACAAUAUGUUUUCUGCCCAUAUGACUAGUAGUCAACGGGCUAAAAUUUUUCGUGGACAAUGGAAAAGAAAAUGA